Lethenteron reissneri (Far Eastern brook lamprey) is the source of this 5366-nucleotide messenger RNA. RefSeq names its product homeobox protein prospero-like. NCBI's taxonomy places the organism in Eukaryota, Metazoa, Chordata, Hyperoartia, Petromyzontiformes, Petromyzontidae. Gene Ontology annotation, biological process: regulation of transcription by RNA polymerase II. The record is from RefSeq and is a predicted model, not a curated record. Gene Ontology annotation, cellular component: nucleus. Gene Ontology annotation, molecular function: DNA-binding transcription factor activity, RNA polymerase II-specific; RNA polymerase II cis-regulatory region sequence-specific DNA binding.
CGAAGCGCUCCUCCUCUGUCUUUGAUAUCGGCCCGCCUACCGAAAACAAGCGACCGCUCGCCAGUGCAGCCGCAAAGUAUCGCAAAGUUCCACGUGGAGUGCGCUGCGGGCGCGUUAAAAGCCGGCGUUCCGGGAGGCAGGAUGCGAAUGCGCUCAGAGGAGUGAUGCGCUACCAUGCGUACAGCCCCUGUCUGGUGAGCGCUCCUCAGCCCAAACGGCGCCGGGUUGACAUCGGCGUCAGGAGGACGCGACCGAGACAACCACAACCACAACAACAGCAGCAGCAGCGGCGGCAGCAGCGACAGCAUCUGGUAGACAGACCGGAGGGCAGCGGCAGCAGCAGUAGCAGCAGGAGGAGCAGCAGCAGCAGGAGAACAGCGGUGGAAGUGAGCCGGCUCGGCUCCCUGGACUCGGCUCUCCUCGGAGCGACGCGGCUCUUGCCCGCGGGCAUGAGCACGCGGAGCCCGCAGGGAGACGAGGAGCAUAGCGACCGCUUCGUGCUGCCCGGCGGCGGUGGCGGAGAGGGCACCACGGUGCUGCGGAAUCUGCUCAAGAAAGGAGCGGCGGCGGCAGCAGCGGCGGCUGCGUCGAGCGGCAUGUUCGAAGAGCCACCUCAGGCGCCGUCGUACGGCCAGGGUUCGCUUUACUCACAGCUGCUGCUGCACAACGGCGUGCCGCACAACGGCUUCAGCGCCAGACCCUCGAGCGCAAGCGUCGCGGGAGCGAGCGGAGUUGGUGGCGGCGUCGGUGGCUUCAGACCGCCCAGCGUGACCGAGUCCAACUCGGACGGCAAUCGCAGCGACUCGUCUGGCGACUCCUCGUGCCCGCGCGAGAGAGCCCCUCCGCCCGGCUGCUCCGCGCAGUCGGCAAACUCGGUGGGGUCGGGCAGCGGAGGCGGCGGCGGCGGCCACCACGGGCACGACCUCCAGGCCAAGCGGGCCCGCGUGGAGAACAUCAUCCGCAGCAUGAACGCGCGCAGCGGGGAUCCCGAGAGGGGUGACCGACCCACGAGCCCCCGAGGGAACAAACGCAAGCAGCGGCUGCCCCUGCAACAGGCGGGCGGGGAGGCAGAGGGGCAGCCCGCGGGUAACCCGGGAGUCGUUGGGGAGCAAGAAGAUCCUCGUCAUCAUCAUCAGCAGCAGCAGCUUCAUCAUCAUCUGCAAAAGUUGCAGCAGGGAGACGAGGAUGAGCACGAGGAUGAGCACGAGAAGGAGGAGAUGGACGACUCCGCGCUCUCGCAGUUGCCCGCGAGGCUGCAGGUGAAACGGGAGGAGCGACGGCGGCUCAAGCGGCAGCUGGAGGAGAUGCAGAGGCAGCUGCGACGCCUUCGACAGCAGUUCUCGUUCGCCUACGACGACAGCGAAGAGUCGGGGGAUGAUGAGGCGGCCGACGAGGCGGACAAGGGCGUGGGAGGUGCGGAGAGAGACAAAGACGGCGAGGAGAUGGAGGAGGAAGGACAAGGAUGUAGUGGUGGUGGUGGAGGAGCUGGUGGUGGUGGUUGUGGAGGAGGAGAGGGUGAUGACGACGUUGCAGAGGACAGCUGCUCUGAACGCGCGGGAAGCACCGGGGUCGCUGCGCGCUCCGUGGCCGAAUCGUCAGACAACGAGAUGAUGGAUGACUCGGAGACAGCCGCGAGCUACCGUCGGCAGCGACUGCAGGACGUCCCUCAUCCUCAUCUUCAUCAUCAGCAGCAGCUCCUCCAGCCAGAAGAUAUGGACGAAGACCUCGACGCACGCUACGACGACCACGACCACGACGACGACGACAUCUCGGCGCCCUUCGGCCGUCGGUCCAGCGUGAACGACGCCGACAAGGACCUUCAGGAGAUGCAGGUGGACGAGCAGCACGGUCAGCCCAUUGAGCAACAGCAGCAGCAGCAGCAGCAGCAACAGCAGCAACAGCAGCAGCAACAGCAACAGCCAGCACGGGUCCAUGCGGACAAGGAGCGCGGAGAGGAGCUGGCUCACGCCCUGAAACAUGAACUCUCCAGGGCAGUCGCGCACGUGGUGGACGUCGUGGUGAAGACCUUCUCGCCGCGUCCCGGGGUCCCGACCGGCGGGGCGAGUUCUUCCCCGUCAAUGAACGUCGUCGUGGCCGCAUCGACCUCCUCCUCGACAGCGCUCGCUGCCUUGACGGCGCGAGCGGUGGGACAUCACCACCCGCUGCGCCUUUCCGCGUUGUCCGGUACCAGCAGCAUCACCGCCACCACCGCCACCACCACCACAGCCAUCACCUCCAACAUCGCGAGCGGCAGCAAUAGCCACCCAACCAUCACGGCUAUCAACACGACCACCACCAACAGCACCGCCACCACCGCUGGCACCGCCGCCGUCAACAACACCAGCGCUACCGCCACGUCCGCUUUAACGACCUCGUUUUCAUCCUCAUCUUCAUCCUCCUCCUCCUCGUCUUCGUCGUCGUUGUCGUCGAACGGCGGAGAGGCGAGCAGAAGCGCGCUGCAGCGCGGCCUGACUCAGCCGUACGGCGGCGGUGGUUUCAGCGAGGCACUCAUGGGCAGCAGCAGCAGCAGAACGCGAGCACCGCUCACCUCCACGGACCAAACCGAGGCGUUGCCUCUCGUCGUGCGCAAGACCUCACCCCCUGCCGCUGCUGCUGCUGCUGCCACCGCUGCCGAACACCACCUCCACAACCUCCACAGCCACCACCACCACCUUCAGCAGCAGCAGCAGCAACAGCAGCACCACCACCACCUUCAGCAGCAGCACCAGCAACAACAACAGCACCACCACCAACAGCAGCAGCAACAACAUCAUCAGCAGCAGCAGCAUCAGGCUGCGGCGAUCUCCGCCAACCAGAUAGCGUUCCCGACUCACGGACUUGCGCUCGGCAUGCCGCCGCCACCGCACUUGGGACCGCACCUCGGUCUGCCCGGCCACCACCCGGCCCUGUCGCCGCACGCCUUGCCACACAUCCCACAGAUGGCGUACUUCUUGCACAGCAGCCUGGCCGCUGCCGCCGCGGCCGGCGUCGGCAUGGCCACGCGAGGCGACCAGCGGGUGUCGUCUGCCGAGCAGGUGGUGCUCUUAGAGGCGGCCGCAGCGGCGGUGGCACGCGAUCAGUCGGUGCGGCCACGUAGCAAGGUGUCGUCGCUGGGCCCUCUCCACCACCAUCACCACCACCACCACAACAAUAACAGCAACAACCCGCACCACCACCAUCACCAGCAGCAGCAGCACCACCACCACCAGCAACACCACCACCACCAGCAGCAGCAGCAUCAUCAUCACCUGCACGUGCCUGCUCAAGCGUUCGGCUCCCGCUCGUGUUCGCCGCCGACUCGCGGUCUGUCGCUGUCCAUGGUGAAGGCUGAGAGCGGAGAUCUUCCCGACACGCCGGACAUGUCGCCUUACUCCGCGGCCACGAUCCAGGAUGGGCUCACGCCCACGCACCUCAAGAAGGCGAAGCUCAUUUUCUUCUACACUCGCUACCCCAGCUCCAACAUGCUCAAGCUCUACUUUCCCGACGUCAAGUUCAACCGGUGCAUCACGUCGCAGCUGAUCAAGUGGUUCAGCAACUUCCGCGAGUUCUACUACAUCCAGAUGGAGAAGUUCGCUCGGCAGUCGCUGGCCGACGGCGUGUCCAACCCCGAGGAGCUGACGGUCACCCGCGACUCGGAGCUCUUCCGCGCGCUCAACCUCCACUACAACAAGGCCAAUGACUUUCAGGUUCCCGAGCGUUUCCUGGAGGUGGCGGAAAUCACCCUGCGCGAGUUUUUCUCCGCGAUCCAGGCAGGUAAGGACGUGGACCCGUCAUGGAAGAAGGCCAUCUACAAGGUGAUCUGCAAGCUGGACGCCGAGGUGCCCGAGGCUUUCCGCUCCCCCAGCUGCCUUCACGAGCUUCUGGGCGACUGAGACAACAUUCGCUUUUGUCGUCCGCGGAAAACAUCUCCACCGCGACCACCGCCACCACCACCACCGCCGCCGCCACCGCCACCUCGUAUUAUCUCCUAACGCGACCACCAACAGCCCGGCAAGCGGAGCCUCUUUUUGAUGACACGGAGGGGGAAGCUCUUCGUCGAAGCCGACGGAAGAUCGGAUGACGUUUGUGAAGGCCUCUGCAAGGUCGGCUUCGAGGGUGGGGGAGACUUUGGCCCCCACUGCGAGGCGGUUCCAGCACUACCGAUGGACUUGACUCCCGUUUGCGGGGGUUCUUGAUGAGAAUAGAUAUAAAUUAAGCAUUUCUUCGGGUUUGUUGUUACUCUACCACGCCCCCGCCACCCACCCUCCCACCCCCUCUUGCUGGGUGCGACCGAACCAUAUUUUCCCUGAAUACGAGUACUUAAAUCGGAGAGAGAGAGAGUGGGAAUUAUAGUGAUAAUAAUGAGUUAGCCGUCAUCACGUGGAUUAAAUAAAAUGUCCAAAUUCUGCAUCUUAAUCCAACUGCUCAAGCAUCAUUAAUCCUGCAGUCCCGCAUUGCAUCACGGGUCAGUUUUGAAUUUGCGAAUUUCCCUUUGAUUCCCCCCCCCACCCCUCCCACCCCGGCCACUUCAUUGUCGUUCAUUCCUACGCUCUCGCGGUGUCAAUUUCUGCAUCGACAAAAAAAAAGGUCGACGUUUCAAACUACGAUUGACGUCUGUCCACAGCAGUUUAUAUCUCUCUCGACAUACAUAAAGCAGCGGGGUUUUUUUUUUUACACAUUUGGUACUCAAUUAUGAAAAACAAAAAAAAACCCAAAAACAAAAACAAUGAUAAGAAAACAAAUAUAUUCCUACGUUCAUUGCGAAUGGGCCGUGCGCGUACACUCAGGCCGUGGCAAGGCCUGCGUGCAACAUUCGCCGGUUUUACGCUUCAGAGAGGCUUUCUCCGUACGUCGUACGCACAACAGGGGAAGAGCCGUUGAUUGGACGGAGGUCGUUUUUUUGUGCGUUCCUUUUAACCAACCGGUGAACCGAGGGACGAUUCAUGAAUCGAACCAGCCGUGUUCUUUGCGUUCACCUCCCGAGGGUGAAUGUGAGCGGCCGGGUUUUAGUUUGAGUCUCGAGUCAAGCCCACGACGCAACAAGCGCUCGCCGCCACCGUGCGUACGUCGCAGAGUCGGCGGGGACUUAGAAACCUGCGUCCGACAGGAAUUUUAUCCUUCUCAUCGACGCCCCCUGACCCCCACACAACCACCGCUAAUCUACGACGCGCUAAGCCCGUUAGCCACGUCCAUGUCAAUUGGCGUUCGCGAAGCUAGAGGUACAAAUGAAGCCAAGGUUUUGACUGCAUUACAAAAAUGGUGCUUUAUCCCAGGCGGCGUGCAGAGAGGGUUGGCCGGAACUUUGUGGAGUCGUACGACUUGAUCCAGGAGCUCUGCGAUGCUGGGCCAGGUCAACCCGUGCCUAUCGCCGUGAGCCACCGCUAACA